CCCUCCUUGAGCCACAGAACCCACUUUGACCCCACACAAUGAAGACGUUCUUGAUCCUCCUCGCUGUCUCCUCCUUGACCUUGGCUGCUAUCAAGAGGGACGUGUCAGGUCACGGCCAAGCCCCUGGAGGAGGUCACCAGCAAGGCCACGCACCGCCUCCACCUCAAGUGUACGAAGCCCCACCACCACCUCCUCCUCAGCCCCACUUCGAACCCCCCGUGCAGUUCGAGGUCCAGCCGCCGCAGUAUGGGUUCCAGCACUACCAGCCCAACUAUGACCCCGCCUGGAACAUCGGCGUGUACGAGGAGGCUUCCCUGACGACCAACUGGCUCGACAAGGGCUUCGAGAUCCUGGUGGAGGUCGUUCCCAUAGCCCUGAGCAUCAUCGUGGUCGUGACUGUCCUGUCGUUCCUUGGCCUCAUCCAGAUCCCUCUCCUCAGGGACUUCAGCACCGCCAAAGAAGAGCUGGGAAGGGCGCUGGCCUCCGUGGACAUCAACCAGGUUGCCGACACUGUGCACUUGGCCAUCGAGAAAUACCACGAACUCUUCGGGUCAUAAGCUGUUCUCCGGCAAAUUCCGUUUUCUUUGAAGCUCCUGACCCGUUUUCUUUUUCGUCUCAUGGAGCUCCACGCCUUCCUCUAUCUGCUUCUGUUUCUCUCAACGUGUUAAAUCUGCAACGCUCGCUCCAAUGCCGUUGACGAUGCCAGGUGCCACGAUGCCAGUGACACGAUGCAUGCCUGCCAGCGACGACUAAAAUACCCAAAAAAGUUGUCCACAAGAACUGCUUCACCAGUGCCACAGGAAGGGUCAAAGGAGGAAUUCCCGUUUUCUGUUAUUUAGGAAACUUUUUGAAAUUAUUUAUUUUUAUUUUGAAUUACUUUAUUAUCU
Molecule: messenger RNA, 887 nt
Organism: Penaeus vannamei (Pacific white shrimp)
Lineage: Eukaryota; Metazoa; Arthropoda; Malacostraca; Decapoda; Penaeidae
Source: RefSeq, a predicted model, not a curated record